Messenger RNA from Adelges cooleyi (spruce gall adelgid), 902 nucleotides. RefSeq lists its product as uncharacterized. The transcript has 10 exons. Bases 191 to 697 code for a protein of 168 amino acids. NCBI's taxonomy places the organism in Eukaryota, Metazoa, Arthropoda, Insecta, Hemiptera, Adelgidae. The record is from RefSeq and is a predicted model, not a curated record.
UUAUUUUUAUUUUUUACACUGACCUACUCUAGGUAAUUAAAAUCUUUAAAUAAUUAAAUGAUCAACUACAGAACUUACAGAGGACUAUGUAAGGGAGCUUGUCUACACAAAUACUCAAAUCCAGCUGCUGCAAAGUCGUGAUGUGCGUUUGAUACCGGUAAUUAGAAAAUUUGUUGUUGGAGAUACACCGAUGGUGAAACUGUCGCAUAUGUUUGGUGCACCGGCACUAGCAAUGCCAUUGCUUGUACCAUCGCUAAUCGAUGAACGCGUUGCAAACUACGAAGAAAUACUGCAGGAACUCAAAGAUUCUCAAAUUAAACUACAAACAGAAAUAACUAACUUGCUAGGUGUCUCUGUUCCUGAAAGAGGUCUACUAAAUACUGUAAUGAGAAGUCUGGGUUGGACACGUGAUUCGACGGAGUCAUUUUACUUGUAUGACUCUCGUGUGUUUGUGAAACUUGGACAGGAAAGAAAAGACCUAACUCGUGGAGCUAUAAAAGUAUAUAUCAAUCUUGCAUCAAGACCGGCCCAUGAAGACUACGGAGAUUGUAACCUAAUGUGUCGGUUGAAGGGCGUAAACAGAACUAUAUUACACCCGGAUUCUUUUGUUACACUAGCUGAAGUAGUCGGUGAUCAGUGUCGUCUAACCGAUUAUCACGAAAAUACAAUCGUCGUCAAUUGCAUUGGGGAUGACUAAUUAGAAAAACACCAUUAAUAUAGUAAAAAGUAUUCACUUGCUUCUCGAUUUUAAUCAUUUACACCAUUUAUCUUAGACAUUAACUCAUUAAAAUGUAUACAGUACUAUUGUUAUUAUAUUUAAAUAAUUAUUCCAAACCACAAUUGUAUCCAAAUUAUCAAAUUUAAUGUAUCUUAUAAUAAAUCGUUUUACUUACGAUUAUAAA